AUGAGGAACACGCUGGUCUUCUCGGGCUCGUCGUGCCCGCUUCUCACCGGGAAGAUAUGUGAGAAUCUCGGCAUGGCUCCGGCCGAGGCCGAGCUGUCACAGUUCUCAAAUGGCGAGACGAGCGUCCGGAUCUUGACCAGCGUUCGAGAGAAGGAUGUCUUCGUUGUGCAGUCCGGCAGCCCCAAGAUCAACGACACGAUCAUGGAGCUCCUGAUCAUGAUCUCCGCGUGCAAGGGUGGUUCGGCCAACAAGAUCACUGCUGUCCUGCCGUAUUUCCCCUACAACCGACAGUCCAAGAAGAAGUCGCACCGUGGCGCCAUCACUGCCCGCAUGCUGUCCAACCUGAUGCAUGUGGCCGGUGUCAAGCAUGUCAUAACCGUUGACCUUCAUGCUUCGCAGAUGCAAGGCUUCUUCAAGUGUCCUGUGGACAAUCUACAUGCCGAGCCGCUGAUCGCCCGUUGGGUUCGUCUGAACAUCCCCCACUGGAAAGAGGCAGUCGUCGUUUCGAAGAACGCUGGAGGCACCAAGAGAGUCACGUCCCUGGCCGACGCUCUGAAGCUCAACUUUGGUAUCGUCACGACUGAUCGGAAACGUGCUACGGGCAACAUGACUGCUAGCAUGAUCAUGAAUCACCUCGACGGGUUUCCAGCUGUGAUCAACGGGCGCCCUUCGCAGCCUGCGCGGGUAUUGUCGGAAGACACCGUUGUCCAAGAGGUCAAUGGCUCGGCAAGGCCAUCCCGCACCAUAGCAGACUCGCAAGGAUCUCCUCGGCGUGCUAACGGCCCGCCGCUGCGGACUAAUGGUCUGUCGCGUACACCACGCCCAAAUGCCAGACAUCCAUCAUCUCAGGCCUCGCCUUUCGAUGACAUGCCCGAGGAAGAGGAUGCUGAGACUCAGGAUUACACUGAUGAGCGUGCCCAGGUCGUCACCCAGGGUCGACUGGUCCAAGGCCACAUUGUCCCUGACGACUAUCCAUCUGCACCGCAAUCGGAGGCUGGCGGAGAAGGUAGCUCCCAGAACACUGAGGUGGAAGACCCCAUGACCAUGUCUCAUGCCUCAUCGUUCUUUGCACCCGAGCCACAUGCUCUAGGUGGAUCUGGCGAUGCUGAGGCAUCAUCCGACGAGGAAGAUGAGAAGCUCCAAGAUCCUAAGCUUGAGCACAUGAUCACCCUGGUUGGUGAUGUUAAGGACCGCCCGGUCCUUAUUGUCGACGACAUGAUUGACAAGGCCGGCUCCUGGAUUGCUGCCGCUGAGACAGUGGUUAAGAGAGGUCACGCCAAGAAGGUGUAUUGCAUUGCCACGCACGGCGUAUUCGGAGGUGACUCGCUGGAACAACUCCAGGCAUGCGAGUGCAUCGACCAAAUCAUUGUUACCAACAGCUUCCCUAUCAGUGAGCGCAAGGCCAAGAGCGCAAGUAAGUUGGUCAUCCUGGACCUCUCAUAUUUGCUCUCGGAGGCCAUCAGGAGAAAUCACUAUGGCGAAUCCAUUUCGCCGCUAUUUGCACACAUCGCAGACUAG
Neoarthrinium moseri is the source of this 1518-nucleotide messenger RNA. RefSeq lists its product as uncharacterized. NCBI's taxonomy places the organism in Eukaryota, Fungi, Ascomycota, Sordariomycetes, Amphisphaeriales, Apiosporaceae. Gene Ontology annotation, molecular function: ribose phosphate diphosphokinase activity; magnesium ion binding. The transcript has 3 exons. The coding region runs from base 1 to 1518 and encodes 505 amino acids. Gene Ontology annotation, cellular component: cytoplasm; ribose phosphate diphosphokinase complex. The record is from RefSeq and is a predicted model, not a curated record. Gene Ontology annotation, biological process: ribonucleoside monophosphate biosynthetic process; 5-phosphoribose 1-diphosphate biosynthetic process; purine nucleotide biosynthetic process.